Molecule: messenger RNA, 819 nt
Organism: Geodia barretti
Lineage: Eukaryota; Metazoa; Porifera; Demospongiae; Tetractinellida; Geodiidae
Source: the annotation of a GenBank genome assembly
GUCUACUUCGUGGGUAGCGGGCCGGGCGACCCGGAACUCAUCACCGUAAAGGCCAGGCGCAUCAUUGGCGAAGCGGACGUCGUGGUGUAUGCCGAUUCUCUGGUGCCGUCGGAGAUUGCGGAUUUCGCGUCUUCCAGCACCGAGGUGCAUGGCAGCAAGAGCAUGGCGCUUCCUGAAAUUAUGGAAAUCAUGCUCAAGGCGGUUGCAUCAGGGAAGACAGUUGCCCGCGUCCAGAGCGGGGAUCCGGCGGUCUAUGGAGCCAUACUUGAGCAGAUGCGAAUCCUGGAGCGCGAAAAGGUCGAGUACGAAAUCAUACCCGGCGUGAGUGCUGCUUUUGCUGCCGCGGCAGUGCUCAAGACCGAGCUCACUGUGCCCGAGGUGUCUCAGACCAUCAUCAUGACACGGGCCGAGGGCCGGGUUGCCAUGCCUCCCAAGGAACAACUGCAGGACUUGGCCGCUCACGGCUGCACGCUCGCCAUAUUCCUCAGCAUUACCCGCAUGACCAAGAUCGUCCGCGAGUUGACCGGGGCAGGAUAUUCGCCGGAAACCCCGGUUGCCGUGGUGUACCGGGUCGGUUGGCCGGAGGAGCAGGUGAUUCGGGGAACCCUGUCCGACAUCGCCCGAAAGGUCCGUGAUGCCAAGAUUAACCGGCAGGCUCUCGUAAUGGUCGGUGAGGCCAUGAACCCCAACCUGACGUCUCCUGAGUACGUCGACCAGCAGAAGUCCGCUUCUUCCCACCUGUAUUCCCAGGACUACACGCACCUCUUCCGGCACGCCAGCGAAAGCGAGGACGCGGCGGCCGACGCCGCUGUGGGGUGA